Messenger RNA from Rubroshorea leprosula, 1074 nucleotides. The record is from the annotation of a GenBank genome assembly. Lineage: Eukaryota; Viridiplantae; Streptophyta; Magnoliopsida; Malvales; Dipterocarpaceae.
GGAACCGCUAUUUUCCGCCUCGUAAUCACCGACUCACUGAUGUUGCAUACGCCGCGCCACCGCCUCAAUUCCGGCUGUCGUGGAUUCAACGCUGGGGACUCCCUAAACACUUGUUUCGGGUCUAACCUUUAACUAUUUCCUGCAUUUGGGUGUAGAAGAUGGGCGAGUUCUCCAUAGCUAAUUCACCAUAUACUUACAUAAACGACUCUGAUUGGCCUUCCGAAGCAGUCGGAGUUCACCAUGUUGUUGUCCGGAAGAGUUUUCUACGGAGACUCUGUGUACCCCUAACUGCUGUUUCUCUUCUGGCAAAUUCUGUAUAUCUGUUCCUUGUAAAGGAACAAUCGGUAUCUGUUCUUUGCUGGAGCUUUCUCUUGACUGGAUUCCUACUCAUAUUGUCUCUUUGGAAGCCUGUUUAUAAAGAAUCUGUCAUUAUUAUGCCAGCAUUUGGAGUUCAGCUUGAAACUCAUUAUUCAAGUGGAAGAAUUGUUCGCAGUUUUGUUCCUGUAGGCAAGAUUUUGAAACCUGUGUUGCUGGAGUGUGUGACUCCUGUAACUUGUUACUGGAGCCUCUCUUUGAUUGUACGAGGGGAAGAAGAGCUGAUGUUGGUAUUUAAGGAGCUCCAUCCUCCAUUGAAGAUUUUGGUUCCCAUCUGGAAGGCCUUAUGUGCUGCCAUUGAUUACAGAGGAAAGCCAGAUGCAUUUAGAGAAGAUGGUUGAUGCCACAGAAGGUUUCUCAUUAGCAAAUGUGAUGCACAAGACUUAUCAACGAAACACGUGCAGAGUCUCACCAAGCUCAAUAAUUUAUCCAUUCCAUAGAAGAUCAUGAUUGCUUUAAGGUGCAUUGGCUUGGAAAGGGUUCCUCCUACUAUUCCAAAGAUGAAAAGGUCAAAAAAGUGAAUAUCUUUUUCCUGUCUGCUCCAGUAAUUGUGUAGAACUCUGAUCUUGGUGUCCAAUAUUACUACGUUGAAACCAACCUUAGUGGCUGUAUACUAGUUCACGCGUUUUGCCGACUAAUGCUAUCAUUUGAGAUUAAUGUUGUCAUUCUUUUAUCAUCAAAUCAAUGCUAACAAUUUUU